This is a messenger RNA of Homarus americanus (American lobster), 476 nucleotides long. RefSeq names its product 60S acidic ribosomal protein P2-like. The record is from RefSeq and is a predicted model, not a curated record. Gene Ontology annotation, cellular component: cytosolic large ribosomal subunit; ribosome. The transcript is spliced from 3 exons. The coding region runs from base 117 to 449 and encodes 110 amino acids. Gene Ontology annotation, molecular function: structural constituent of ribosome. Gene Ontology annotation, biological process: cytoplasmic translational elongation. Lineage: Eukaryota; Metazoa; Arthropoda; Malacostraca; Decapoda; Nephropidae.
AACCCGAGUUGUGAUUGGUUUAAGGGAUAGAGUCCACCAAGUUAAAAUACAGCCCGUUCCUCUCACAGUUUGCGGCGACGACUCUACACGUGCCGUCGGAAAAGCCACACUUCAAAAUGCGUCACAUAGCCGCCUACCUUUUAGCAGCCAUGGGCACUAAUCAACCCACAGCUGCCACCAUCAAGUCCAUCCUUGGCAGUGUUGGUGUAGAGGCUGAUGAAAAACAACUAGCAGUCCUCAUUGAAAAGUUGGAAGGCAAGAAUUUAAACAACCUUAUUGCCCAAGGUUCAGCACUAAUUUCAUCAAUGCCAUCCUGUGGUGGCGGCGUCAGCAGCAGUAUUGAUGCAGUUGCCCCUGCUGCAGCCCCAGCUGCUGAAGUAAAGGAAGAAAAGAAAGAAGAGCCAGAGGAAGAAUCUGAUGAUGAUAUGGGCUUUGGUCUCUUUGAUUAAAUAAAAUAAAAUGCUUUGAAUAUUGUA